This is a messenger RNA of Pygocentrus nattereri (red-bellied piranha), 4931 nucleotides long. RefSeq names its product NACHT, LRR and PYD domains-containing protein 12-like. Lineage: Eukaryota; Metazoa; Chordata; Actinopteri; Characiformes; Serrasalmidae. Gene Ontology annotation, molecular function: protein binding. Bases 53 to 3760 code for a protein of 1235 amino acids. The transcript has 11 exons. The record is from RefSeq and is a predicted model, not a curated record.
GGUGAAACACAAACAGAGCAGCCUUCCUUCCACACUAGAUCAAUUCAGUGGAAUGAAAAUUGAAAGUAAAAUGGAGAAGCAGCGCUGCAGUAGAAGAAGGAGAGAGGAACACAUGGGAUGUAAGAUGGAGAACAUUAAAUUCUGGUUACUGGGCAUUCUAGAAGAGCUGCUGUCAGACGAUCUGAAGAAAUUCCAGUGGUAUCUGACCAACGGCGUGGAAGGUUUCAGACACAUUCCGAAGAGUCUGAUGGAGAAUGCUAACAGAUCCGACACUGUGGACACAAUGGUGGACAGAUACAGCCCAGAUGGAGCUGUAGAGAUCACCCUUAAAAUCCUGAACAGGAUGAACCAGAACGAGCUGGCUGAGAAACUAAGGACCAACCUCAGAGAAAGUCAAGCAAUGUCCACAAAAGCUCAGCAUGAUGACUUCACUAACACUAACUUCGCUGCUCAAGAUGCACAGAAACGAGCAGAAAGUCAGAAGCUCAAAUUAGAUAUCAUAGAUCGAUAUGCAACGUUAUAUGAGGGAACCGCAGCGAAAGGGAAGCACAAUCUUCUGAAUGAUAUUUACACUGAGCUGUAUAUCGUGGAGGACUGGACAGGAGGAGUGAACAUAGAUCAUGAGGUGAUUCAAAUUGAAGCCAGACCAGCAAGACAUGCUGCCACAGAUGCUGCAAUCAAGUUCAGUGAUGUUUUCAGUGGAAGCAAACAUGUUAAAAAAGUGCUGACACUGGGAAUAGCUGGAAUUGGGAAAACAGUCUCUGUUCAGAAGUUUGCUGUAGACUGGGCUGAAGGAAAAUCCAAUGCAGAUAUCGAUUUUGUCUUUAUUAUUCCUUUCCGAGAGCUGAAUCUUCUGAAAGAUAAAGAAUACAGCCUUCCUGAACUACUUCAUCACGUCUACCCAGAGCAGCAACCCUUAAAUGAAACUGGGCUUUUUGAUGGUGAAUGUAAGUGUGUUUUCAUCUUUGAUGGACUGGAUGAAUUCAGAAGUCCACUGAGUUUUGACCAGAAAAAAAUAUCAGCAGUAACAGAGAAGGCAAGUGUUAAUGUGCUGGUAACAAGCCUCAUCAAAGGAACCCUGUUUCCAUCUGCUCGUGUCUGGAUCACCUCCAGGCCUGCAGCUGCAGAUCAGAUCCCCCCAAAGUACAUCCACCUGGUGACGGAAAUACAAGGAUUUGUCACUGACCAGCAAAAGGAGGAAUACUUCAGGAAGAGAAUCGGAGACCAGGAUCAAGCCAAAAUGAUGAUCUCACUCAUUAAAAAGUCAAAGACUUUCUACAUCAUGUGCUACAUACCAGUCUUCUGUUGGAUCGCAUACACAGUUCUUCAGCACAUCAUGAAAAAUCACAAAGCGCCAGAAGAACUUAAAUCAUUAACACAAAUGUACACACACUUUCUAACUAUUCAGAUGGAAAAAAAGAGUGAAAAAGAUAAUCAAACUCCUCAGAAAGAUACAAAGAACCUGCUGGAGUCCAACAGAUCCAUGAUACUGAAACUGGCUGAACUGGCUUUCAAACAGCUGAUGAAGGGCAAUGUGAUGUUCUAUGAAGAGGACCUCAGAGAGAGCAGCAUUGAUGUCACUGAGGCCUCAGUACAUUCUGGGAUUUUCACUGAGAUCUUUAGGGAGGAAUGUGUGCUUUACCAAAGGAAGGUCUACAGCUUUGUUCAUCUGAGCUUUCAGGAGUUCCUGGCUGCUGUUUAUGUGUUUCACUGCUUUGAAAACAAGAACAUGAAGACACUGCAGAUGUUUAAAUUGCAGAACAGAAAGUGGUCAGAAAAUACUUCACUGGGUUUUUUUAAUCCAUGGCACAGACAGUGGUCUGAGAAUGUUCAUCUGGAUGAUCUGCUGGAAGGAGCAGUGAUUAAAGCAGUAAAGAGUCAGAAUGGACACCUGGAUCUUUUCCUCCGUUUCCUGCUGGGCAUCUCACUGGAGUCCAAUCAGAGACUCCUACUGGGUCUACUGACCCCAACACAGAGCAGAUCAGAGAAAAUCACUGAAUACAUCAAGAGAUUAAUUAAAGGAGAAGAUAAAAAAUAUCCCAUCUCCACUGAGAGAUCCAUCAAUCUGUUCCUCUGUCUGUCUGAGAUGAAUGACCAGUCUCUCUCCAGAGAGAUUCAGGAGUAUGUAAACUCAGAGAGACACUCAGAGGAGAAACUCUCUCCUGGACAGUGUUCAGCACUAGCCUGCAUGCUCCUAUUGUCAGAGGAGGUUCUGGAUGAGCUGGACCUGAAGAAAUACAAUACAUCAGGGGAGGGUUAUAGGAGACUGAUCCCAGCUUUGACUGUCUGUAGGAAAGCUCGACUAUCUGGCUGUAAUUUCACCAAGGACUCCUGUGAAACUCUUUGCUCUGCUCUUCAAUCACCAAACUCCUCCCUGAAAGAACUAGACCUCAGCAACAAUAACCUGCAGGAUUCAGGGGCUCAGCUGCUCUCUGUUGGACUGAAGAGUCCAUACUGUAAACUAGAGAAACUCAGACUAGCUGGCUGUAAUCUCACCAAGGACUCCUGUGAAAUUCUUUGCUCUGCUUUUCAAUCAGUAAAUCCCCCCCUGAAAAAAAUAGACCUCAGUAACAAUGACCUGCAGGAUUCAGGAGUGGAGCGACUCGCUGCUGGACUGAAGAGCUCACACUGUACACUGAAAAUUCUCAAACUAGCUGGCUGUAAUCUCACCAGAGUCUCCUGUAAAACUCUCUGCUCUGCUCUUCAAUCAGCAAACUCCUCUGUGAAAAAAAUAGACCUCAGUAACAAUGACCUGCAGGAUUCAGCUGUGCAGCUGCUCAUCUCUGAUGAGCUGAAGCAUUCACACUGUAAACUAGAGAUGCUCAGAAUACCUGGCUGUAAUCUCACCAAGGUCUCCUGUAAAACUCUUUGUUCUGCUCUACAAUCAGCAAACUGUUCCCUGAAAGAACUACACCUCAGUGACAAUGACCUGCAGGAUUCAGGUGUGCAAAUUCUCUCUGUUGGACUGAAGAGUUCAUGCUGUAAAUUGGAGAUACUCAGAUUGUCUGGUUGUAUGGUUACAGAUGAUGGCUGUUCCUCUCUGGCUUCAGCUCUGAAAUCAAAGCCCUCCCAACUGAAAGAACUGGACCUGACCUAUAAUCACCCAGGAGAGUCAGGAGUGAAGAUGCUCUCUGAUCUACUGGAGAAUCCACACUUCGCACUGGACACACUCAGGGUGAAUCAUGGAGGGAAGAUCAGGAUGAAACCAGGACUUAAGAAAUAUGCUGUUGGUCUCACUCUGGAUCCAAACACAGUGAACAGGCGUCUCUCUCUGUCCAAGAUGAACACAAAGGUGGAGAAUGUGAUGAAGGAUCAGCCGUAUCCAGAUCAUCCAGACAGAUUUGUUUCCUGUUUUCAGGUUCUGAGUGUGGAGAGUCUGACUGGACGCUGUUACUGGGAAGUUCAGUGGAUUGGAUUUAGAGCUAUUAUAUCUGUAUCAUACAGAGGAAUCAGGAGGAAAGGAAGAAGUAAUGACUGUUGGUUUGGAAACAAUAAAUACUCCUGGAGUCUGAAAUGCUUUAAUAAUAACUUUAAUGUCAGACACAAUAAACAGAAAACUGACCUACCUGCCCCCCCCUCCCCCUCUAACAGAGUAGGAGUGUAUCUGGACUGGGAGUCCGGCACUCUGUCCUUCUACACCAUCUCCCAUGACACACACACACUGACCCACCUACACACAUUCACCACCACAUUCACUGAGCCGCUCUACGCUGGGUUUGGAGUUACUUAUGGCUCUUUGAAUUUGUGUAAAAUAGAAUAACUUCCUGAAUCUACAUGGCUGUGUGUCAGGACAGGACCCUUCGUUGAGUCUGUCUUUGUCCAGUUUGUGUGUUUUUCCAAUGUUGUUUUGUGUGCAGGUUCAUGACUGGCCACUCGGGGGUGCCUGGCAGUAUAAGAUGUUGCUUAGCCACCAUCUUGGGAGACUUUCAGGGCUCUUUCCAUUUUGACUUGACCUGGAAGAACACCUGUCCAGACCAGCCCAGCACUCUUCACUUCUGUCUGCUUUGCUUUGUGACUGUUCGAUUAUACUUCAAGAGCUUGGGGAAAGUAGAGGAUGGGUGCUGUUAUGUUUUGCUUACCUGUUUUUUAGGAAGGAAGUCAGAGUAGCCAGAUGUACUUUUGUUUUCUUUUGAUUUUAGUUUAGCUAGAUUUGAACUCAUUAGUUGUUUUUGUUAUUAAGGAGGCUGUGUUUUAGUUUAAGAAACUUGUUCAGAAGAAAGUCCUCCUGCUUAUAGACCCAUAUGUGGAGGAGACUGGUGUUGCUUUCGUCUGCUUUUCUUCUGGGAGCGGAGGCUGAUGGCAGUGGAGUGGACUGCCCAGUGCAUAGAUCCUGUUCCUUCUCCACUGGGGACCUUUAAAUGUAGGGGGCAUGUGACUAGCGAAAGCUUCUAAGUGAGGCCUUUGACUUGGCUGUGUGGCAGCAGAAGCCUGCAACCUAGCUGUUGAGCAAUUGUGCCCUGGAGUUGUUCUUGGCAGAAAGAUUUGAAUGCACCACGUAACCAUGCCUGCUUUGUUAUUGGGCAAAUAGCUGACCCAUCUACUAGUCCUGGUACUCCAUUUGAGCUGCAUGUUUUCCAGUCAAACAUUUGUAAUUUGAUUGACAAAAAUGCCUUAGCAGCUUAUAAUCAAAAUGUUAUUUUUGUUUUAUCAGUAUAUGUACACUUUUAAUGACAUAUGAUGUUAAAACCUUAAUUCAACUCACUCAGCUUGGGGAAAUAAGUUUAAACCAAGCUAAUGUGAAAAAAAAAAUACAACAGAAAAAAUUCUCCCAUAAUCUGAUGGGAUUUCAAGGUAUUUACAAUGUCCAAAGAGCUAUUCUGUGAUGAUACAGAUCAUUAUAUUUAAAAACAUACAUCUGUUUCAUGUAUACAUCAUACUCCAUUAUGUUUGGCAAUUCUUAAAGCAAUUAAAUAGACAAAUAUGUGAAGGUA